This is a messenger RNA of Tripterygium wilfordii, 1162 nucleotides long. RefSeq names its product ethylene-responsive transcription factor ERF106-like. Gene Ontology annotation, biological process: ethylene-activated signaling pathway; regulation of DNA-templated transcription. Bases 239 to 859 code for a protein of 206 amino acids. The record is from RefSeq and is a predicted model, not a curated record. Gene Ontology annotation, molecular function: DNA-binding transcription factor activity; DNA binding. Lineage: Eukaryota; Viridiplantae; Streptophyta; Magnoliopsida; Celastrales; Celastraceae. The transcript has a single exon.
AACUUGGAGCACUGUUUAGUGUUUUCCCCUCAUUUAUGGGAACGGGUACGAUAUUUCCAUCCUCACUAACAGUAUCGUCAUUACGUUAAUGGGUUGACAUCGCAGCGACAAUUCAUUAGACUUAACUAAAUCUAAAUGCUCAUAAAUUUAAGUAAAUCUCUUUUAGAUAUUUCAACAAACAGUUUAUGUGCUUUAUAAAUAAAUAGCCUCUUGCUUACUCUCCCCACACAUAAUUUCAAUGGCCACACAAGAAGAGUCCUUGACUUUAGAACUUAUCCGAGAACACCUUCUUGGGGACUUGACUUCUUCCUCCAUUGAUGUUUUCCUCAGCAAUCUCGACUUCACUAUCUCAGAUAUGCGUGAGAACUGCUUAUCAGAAUCUGAGUCCAGCUCACCCAGUUCAUACCCAGAACCCCAUAUCCUUGGAAAUUGCAGUUUCAAAGUGAAACCGGAAGUCAUCGAUUUGACAGAACCUGUUGGUUCAGUUAACCCGGUCAGCCCGCCACCAGAGUUGGAUCGGAAGGUGAUUGGUGAUCAAGAGGAGGGCAAGCACUACAGAGGGGUCCGAAGAAGGCCAUGGGGCAAGUUUGCGGCAGAGAUCCGAGACCCGAGCAAGAAAAGCAGUCGGGUAUGGCUGGGGACUUUUGAUAGCGACGUCGAUGCUGCGAGGGCUUAUGAUUGUGCAGCAUUCAGAAUGAGGGGUCGAAAAGCAAUUCUCAAUUUUCCAUCGGAAGCAGGAAAAUCUGCUCCGCCGUCGAAUACUGGUAGGAAGAGGAGGAGAGAGAAGAAAGUGGAUUCGCCGGGAACUGAGGAAUUGUCGUCGGAGGACAGGAUCGUGAGGUGGGAGGGAAAGGUAUAAGCUGGUGUGCUGGAGGAGAAUCAACGGCUAAAAUCGAUUUUGAUGACGUGUGAAUAAGUUAGGGAAGGAAAGAAUAUGAGGCACACUGCAGAAUCAUCGUGGACCACGUGUGUUAGAAGAUAGAACAUCCGGACUGUGAUGCUAUGUAUGUAUGUAUGUAUGCAUGUAUGUAUAUUAUGUAUAUGGAAGAGUGAAGAAAGAGAUCUUUUGUAACGUAUGCAAUGUUAUCCGUGUUAUCAGGUGGUGUAAAUGUCAAAAGUUUAUAAAAAUGAACUUUCCAACAAGCAUUUAGCAUUACUAUGA